Molecule: messenger RNA, 855 nt
Organism: Glarea lozoyensis ATCC 20868
Lineage: Eukaryota; Fungi; Ascomycota; Leotiomycetes; Helotiales; Helotiaceae
Exons: 1
Coding region: 1-855 (284 amino acids)
Source: RefSeq, a predicted model, not a curated record
AUGUUUAAAUCCUCAAAAACUACGGUUGGUGAUUCAACCAACAACAGUGAUAGUACGUUGUAUCACAUCGCCCAUGAAGAUUCUUGCAAAAUUCCCAGUCGUCACCGGCCGGAGCACAUGCCGCUGACAGAGAUCAAGGGUAAAACUCAAAAUUUUACAUCAGCAUGUGCAACUAAAUGCACCGAAGAACUCCCAAUUAGCCCAUUCCGCAAAAGAAAACAAUUUGACAACGACGAUGCAUUCAAAGAGUACAAAAAACUCCGCCAGCUCAAGCAGGCCAGGCUUCGCCGCCGAUUCCGUCAAAAUCAGAACACGAAUCAAUUCCCACGAAUCUUAACAAGUCCAGCCAAGAUACGCAAAGACUUUGGGAGCGAUGAGUUUGCGUAUAAAGAAUACAGACGAAAGCGCCAAAAUACUCAACGGCGGCUUUGGAGACGACAUAGUAAGUCGGCAUCAAAGAGAAGUGAUGCAGAGGAUGUGGCGUUUAAGUCGGCUCAGUUUAAGCAAAGGGCUGAGAUAAAGAAGGUGGCGUUGAUGAGGGUGAAUGAGCAAACUGGAGGGGCGAUGACGAUGAGAAGGAGGAAGGCGAGGGCGGAAUUUGAGAAUCAUGAGCAGUGGAAGGCUUAUCAGAAAGCUAGGAAUGCGGAAACUAGGAGGCUUCGGCAGGCACAGAAAUGGGAGGAGAGGAAGAGGACGAGAGAGGUGAAGAUGGAGAAAGUUAGGUAUUCACAGAGCAAUCAUCUUACCUUCUUUCGGGAGAUGAAGUUAAUGGAUUAUGAAAGCGAGGAACAGCUUGGUCAAAUGGCACGUGAGUUGACGACCAUGUUGUUGGCGCCCCUGCAUUCCGAGUUCUGA